AUGUCUCUAGCCACUGCUCCGGUCGAAGCGCCGAUCCUGGAACUGCAUUUGGCCAGCAACGAUGCUAUCUCGGACUUACCGCCGGUUUUGGACGUGGUCGGCAAGGACUGGGUGAAAGUCUCGAGCAAACCCAUUUUCGAUGGCGCCAACGGCAUCAUCUUCAAGGCCUCGGACGCCGCAAGCUCGCGGUUGGUGGUCAUCAAGACCGUGAAGCGGCAUGCCGAACAGUCGCUUCUGUUCUAUCGAGCGUGCGUCAUUCGAGAGUAUGAGAAUAUGAAGCGGUGUCUCUCUUCGAAACAGGUGGUUGAUGUGAUUGCGCUAGCAGCAAAUCCAGACGUGGACGAGCUCUCGAUAGUGGCUCAAUAUUGCUCGCAUGGCGAUCUUUUAGACUUUUUGUGUACCCUUCGAACGAAAAAAGUAACGAUUCCGUCGAAUCUCAAAGACGCCAUCUUCAAGCAGGUCGUGAAGGCCGUGGAUUACCUCCAUAGACAUGAUAUAGCGCAUCGCGACAUCAAACCUGAGAACUUCUUGGUCGAUGGAAAUGGGACAGUGCGGCUCAAUGAUUUUGGAUGCUCUUUAGAUACUACCAAGCUCGCCGAGCAACUACCUCUCAACGAGAUUUGCUGCGGAACGCCGUCUUUCAAGGCACCAGAACUCUAUUCCUAUGAAGAACACCUGAAGUCGAAAACCGACGAAGAAAUGAAGGCCAUGAGGUUCGAGAUGGACUACAAGAAGGUAGAUGUGUGGGCGCUAGGGAUAGUUUGCUUCCAGGUCUACUUGAUGUCUGUUCCUUGGCAGAGCUCCCGCACGGAAAACAAAGCGAUGGAAUUGUACAUCAAAAACUAUCCCGAAAACGAAAAGAACCUCAAAGCCUUGCUGGACAAGCUCAACGACAGAAACAUGUCGACCCGACUGAAUCCAGCCUUGUCGCUAUUCAAGAAGAUUCACUACGAUGCAAGAAUCGAACUAUUCAAAAUGCUUCAUCCCAAACCUACAAAGCGAGUUAGCACUGAGGAACUUUUGCAAUCGAGCUGGCUCACGCAAGCAUAUGCUAACCCCAAGGAGAUUUUGGCGCUCAUACCUCACAAGUAG
Molecule: messenger RNA, 1092 nt
Organism: Australozyma saopauloensis
Lineage: Eukaryota; Fungi; Ascomycota; Pichiomycetes; Serinales; Metschnikowiaceae
Exons: 1
Coding region: 1-1092 (363 amino acids)
Biological process (GO): mitotic DNA damage checkpoint signaling; protein phosphorylation
Cellular component (GO): nucleus; cytoplasm
Molecular function (GO): ATP binding; protein serine/threonine kinase activity
Source: RefSeq, a predicted model, not a curated record